AUAUAUAAUUAAAAAUUCCGAAGACUCUGUCCCUGAGAUUUGAAAAAAAAUUUUGACUGUUUCCUAAGGUAUAAAUAAUCUUGGAAAUUAAAAAAAUAAUAACCAUGGGAGGAGUGCCCCCCAUCAUCCCCAAUAAUCAUGAUAAUUAAAUAAUGAUAAUAAUCAGCUCUCCGAAGUAAAUGAAUAUUUGGCAAAAACUUUUUUCCCACUGUAAUUUAUCGGACUAAUGAAUAUCAUUCACUGAAAAUUAAUGAUGAAUUUCCACUAAUUCUGCCUCCCGAAAUGAAAACCCAUAAUUAACUUGUAAUUAUAUAAAUAAUAUAAUAAGCAUAGAUAUAUGGAUAUGUCUAUUUAUUAAUUUAUCAUGUUACGUUUGGACUAAUGUUACGUUUUUGAAGUUAUUGAGAAGGGAAAGCUGAAUCGAAUUGAAUAAAUAUACAGCCAUUGGAAUAAUAGUUUUAAUUUCUGUCAUGGCUAGAAUGAAUUUUCCAGAUGGUACCGUUCCAAUUUAAAGACAUUCGACUUAUUCAACUCUAUUCACCGCCUUGAAUCCCAGGUUGUACCUAGGUUUAGCUGCAUGAAUAAAAAAUCAACAGUCUAAGGUUGGUACGUAAUAAUAGAAUCCACAAUGGAUUUUAAUCUGGGUUGUAUUGCCAUUUUUGUACAGAAGUUCCACCACCAAGAAAUGCAUAAAAUUGAUUUUUCGAGGAGCCUCUAGAUCUGAUGGUUGUCUCGAAAUACACAACUCCCCCAAUUUUCCAGUGUAAAAUUAUCUAAAAUAGAUCAUGAAAGAUAAAUAACAGGAAUUAUUUCCCAGAGGUGAUGACACAAAAACAACUAAUGGUUUCACAUACUUGAGGAAGUGGUUGAGUGUUUUGAAAACAGAAGAGAACCCAUGAUAUUGAAAUGGUGAAAAAACAAAAUGAGGGUUUUAACGUGUCCAAUGUAAAUUCACGCACAUGUCUUCAUUUAUAUUUGUCAAACUAAUCACUUCUUUUUUUGGACAUACAUUACUCAAAUCUGUAUGCAUAAUAGUUUUCUUCUUCUUCCCUUUUGGCUAUUUCCUGUGGACUCUGGGGUCGUCGUUAUCCCCAAAGGGCCACACGUGUUCUCAGUCGUUACAACAGCAUUUUAAAAAUGUGUCCCAGAGCUCGAUACGCGUGCAUUCGUGUAUAUCUGCCAGUUUCACUGUCUCUUGCUGUCUAUCUAAACUCGAUACAAGCCCCACCCUCGUCACUACAGUAGCUCUUCGUGUCGUUCACCUUUUUCUCCCCAACCACUCCUGUUGUAUUUUCUUUUCUGGCUUUUUUUUAUUCGUACUCUUGCACUCUUCCCUUUUCUCGACCUGGCCCCUUUGGGUCUAGUGAUUUUUUUUUGGCUAGAUAUUUGGCUAGAUAUUCGACUAGAACUCUCGGAAUUCCCUCGAUUUUUGUGUAAUAAUUUGGUUUUACGGGGGUGGUAAUUACGGAGUACUGAAGGGGAUGAGAAAUUGGAAUUGGGGUGGAGUGAACGAGCAUGACCUACGACAUGUCGGUGAUUGGGUCUCGGAGGGGAAUAACAAUCCGGGGAAUUCAAUUACGAUAAAAUAAAACAGCCCUUUUUCCACUGAGCUUUGCACAAUUUGUAAAAUGGCGGGUGAAUUACCCGCGAAAUAAACACAAAUGAUCGAAUUAUGAAUUCUGGGAACUCAGGGUGUAAAUUCUAGCCCAAAAAAAACCACAGGCCUCAAGGUCUUUUACAAUUUUAGUAAUUUUUUCGGCUAGAGUGCCGGGGGUUCCCUAGAUUUUAUAGUAAUUAUUUGGUUUUUACGUGGAUAAUAAUUAAGGCCAUAAAACUGCAUGACAAAUUACGAUUUUGGGAUGAAAUAAAAAGUCAUGAAAUUACGACAUGUCGGUAAUUAGAUCUCGAUGGGGAAUAGCAAUCGAAAAAUUUCAAUCAGCGUCCUUCAGCUCUCCCCCCCAUUAACGCACCCCCUGGUGAAUUAUUAUGAACAAUAAAUUUUUUAUUGUAUCCCUUCUAUCAAUUAAGAGUCGCUAUUAAAUGCCUCAGGAAUCUACUUUGUAAAAAUGAUGAGAGUCAGGACAAUUUAUUGUUUAUCGAUUUUGUUGAUAUGUAAAGUUUGUUAUAAAAAAAAUGAAAAUAACAACGAGUGAAUAAUAAUUAAGCGUAAAUAAUUAAUUAGCAUUAACGAUAAGUCAACAAUAAUGAAUAAUUAUGUAAUGUCUCGAUACGUGCGUAAGAUAUUAUAAAUAUAAUUCAAUUUUCAGAAUGAAAAUUAACAACAUUUCUUACGAUUGCUGACAAAAUGUUUAAGACUUGUAAUAAAAUUAUAUUGUAUAUUAAAUUCUCUCUUUCUUAUAUCCGGGAUGUUUUAUCGUAUUUCUUUAUUUAAUAUUUCCCACACCUACACAAAGUUUAAAAAAAUAUAUUCAAAAUAUAUUAUUAUUCUGAAAUAUAUCAUGCAUUUAUAUUCACCUAUAUCAUAUAUUUCCAUCACAACAAUAAUAUAAUCCAAUAUUAAUAUUUUAAUUGUCAAAAAAAAUUUUAUUAAAUCGCAUGUAAAGUCACACUUUACGCACGCAUUGCGUAUUCCCGCUAAAAUAAUGUCAAAUAAUUUACCGAGGGGCUGUAACGACCUGUACUGUUUUCUCAAGACUCUCAAGGACUUUCAACAAUAUAAAAUUAAAUAUUUCGAAAUAUUGUUGUUCCUGGUAACAAUUUUCGGUGAAACUCGCAUCCACUUAAAGACAAUUUGUUUAUUAUCCCGAGCAACAAUUUUAGUUGUCACACAUUCAAGGAUAUCGCAAUCUCCUCUCAAAAUUUAUUGAACUCAGAUUUCCAAUUAAUUAAUAAAACUGGAUAACAUCAGGAAGUGAAUAUUAAUAUUCAGUAAAUUCGGCACUAGACGAUUUUACAGAUAGUUUUAAUAACAAUAUAUCAAAUAUAUCGAGAUAUAUUUUUGUUUAUAAAUAUGUUUUUUCGUGGGGGCCUGAGAGUGAAUUUAUAAUGAGAACUUUCAAUUCAGUUAAAUGAGACAACAAAUAAUUAUCCACUUUCCCGAGGGAAAAAGCCAGACGAGUACACGUGAAACAAGUAAUUGACACUUAUUUUGAACUAUCUCACUGACCCAGUGGCUGCACACCUGACAUUGUACAUAAUAUAAUUAGCAGUGAAAAGAGAAAAGUCUUGGUUGCGAAAAACGUUAGGGCGAAUUAUCUCCCCAUUUCUAAACUGUCAACUCCCAUAAAUAGAAAGUUCAACAUCUUAAAAUGUCAGUUUAGUUUUCCACCUCGAGCCAUCGACUUCAUCAACCCCCCAACCAAAAGAUGAAGAUAUACUUGUUCUUAAUACUGUGUAUGAUGACGGAUUGUCUGGCUGAAGUACAAGACGAUGAAAAAAAUUCCCACAUUUUCACUCCGCGAAAGGGAAAAUAUCAUUUGCUAUAUCCGAGGAAGAAAACUGGCUACAGCGACGUUUAUUUCAAUCCACUCCACCGUGUCGGAUUUUUAGGUGGACUUCAAGGACUAGUUGCAUUCGUUAUACUUAAAAUUAAAAUUGUACUCGUCGUGAUAACGAUUAUCGGAGCGACGGUAUUAGCGUUGAAAUUUCUCAGUGUAUUCAAAUAUUCGAAUUACGUCUAUAAAAGUCAUCAGCCGAUUGAUGAACUGCCAGCGAUUCAAUACGGACAACCAUCCCCUCAUGACUCGUACGAAUAUAAAGAUGAUUGGCUUGCACCGUCUCCAUACGAUCGAGUCAAUCGGCGUGAUGACUCAAAUGAUUUUAUUGAUGGAUUCUUGGUGAAAGUCGAAGCUAUUCUACUCCCUCUUAUGAAUUUCUCCAAUAAACAGUGCCAGCAUCGCACUAUUUGCCAGUUUACGAUUGUAAUGACUUCUUCGUUAGAUUUCAGUGAAUGCGACAGAAUCUACCCGGAGUGCAGGGAAAUCCCUGAAACAACUCCAAAAAAGAGGAUAAGACAUUAAAGACAAUUGCAUUGAUGCAAUUG
Molecule: messenger RNA, 4003 nt
Organism: Fopius arisanus
Lineage: Eukaryota; Metazoa; Arthropoda; Insecta; Hymenoptera; Braconidae
Exons: 5
Coding region: 3327-3980 (217 amino acids)
Source: RefSeq, a predicted model, not a curated record